Molecule: messenger RNA, 3280 nt
Organism: Microtus ochrogaster (prairie vole)
Lineage: Eukaryota; Metazoa; Chordata; Mammalia; Rodentia; Cricetidae
Gene: Pign
Product: phosphatidylinositol glycan anchor biosynthesis class N
Biological process (GO): GPI anchor biosynthetic process
Cellular component (GO): endoplasmic reticulum membrane
Molecular function (GO): mannose-ethanolamine phosphotransferase activity
Source: RefSeq, a predicted model, not a curated record
GGGGGCGUUCCCUGGUGUUGCAGGGGUGCAGGUGGCUGAGGGGCAAAGCUUAGCUGUGCUUUGGGAGGGCUAGGAGCCUUUCUGGGACUUUCAUGCCCGGGUCCUGACUUCGUGCAGAGAAGGUUCCCGAGACCCGACCUCAGCCGGAUAAGCCCCAGUGGUUUUCUGUUAACCCUGUGAAGAGUCCUCAGACUUCCAAGGGGUCAUGACAACUGCUGGCUCAUUAAGGACAUUUACACAUGAAUCCAUGUGACAUUUGAUUCUUCAGACCAGGGAGAAGAAAAUGUGUCUGUAAUUCUCAUCUCGUGGCUUUUUCCGCUCAAGGUCUCUCAUUCUGGAUAUGCUGCUGUUUUUUGCUUUGGGAUUGCUUGUACAUUUUGUGUUCUUCACCUCCAUCUUUGACAUUUAUUUUACAUCUCCUUUGGUUCAUGGGAUGACUCCUCAGUUUACACCAUUGCCUCCCCCAGCAAAAAGAUUAGUGUUAUUUGUUGCCGAUGGCCUGAGAGCAGAUGCUCUUUAUGAAUUAGAUGAAGAUGGUAACUCUAGAGCACCGUUUAUUAGGAACGUCAUAAUGCAUGAAGGCAGCUGGGGAGUAUCUCACACACGCGUGCCAACAGAAUCUCGUCCUGGCCAUGUAGCCUUAAUAGCUGGGUUUUAUGAGGAUGUCAGUGCAGUUGCCAAAGGAUGGAAAGAAAAUCCUGUCGAAUUUGACUCUCUCUUUAAUGAGAGCAGGUACACAUGGAGCUGGGGGAGUCCGGACAUCUUGCCUAUGUUUGCCAAAGGUGCUAGUGGUGACCAUGUUUAUACCUACAGUUAUGAUGCUCAAAAAGAGGAUUUUGGUGCUCACGAUGCCACAAAACUGGAUACCUGGGUCUUUGAUAAAGUUAAGGACUUCUUUGAUGGUGCGAGGAACAACCAGUCUUUGUUCUCAAAAGUGAAUGAGGAAAAAGUAGUGUUUUUCUUACACUUAUUAGGAAUAGAUACAAAUGGACAUGCUCACCGACCAUCGUCAAGGGAAUAUAAGGACAAUAUUAAAAAAGUUGAUGAUGGAGUGAAGGAAAUUGUGUCAAUAUUCAAGCAUUUUUAUGGUGAUGAUGGGAAAACAGCAUUUAUCUUUACCUCCGACCAUGGAAUGACAGACUGGGGUUCCCAUGGCGCUGGUCAUCCUUCAGAGACUUUAACUCCUUUAGUGACUUGGGGAGCUGGGAUCAAAGGUCCUCAAAAAGUAUCAACUCAGCAAUUUGAUGACGAGUUUUUAAAAGAAUGGAGAUUGGAAAACUGGAAGAGGCGAGACGUUGAUCAGGCUGACAUUGCACCCCUGAUGGCGUCUCUUAUUGGAGUUCCCUUUCCUCUUAACUCGGUGGGGACACUUCCUGUGGACUAUCUUAACAACACUGGUCUCUUCAAAGCAGAGAGCAUGCUCACCAAUGCAGUGCAGAUUCUUGAGCAGUUCAAGGUGAAGAUGACUCAGAAAAAAGAAGUUACUUUGCCAUUUUUGUUUACACCAUUUAAGUUGCUCUCUGAUUCUCAGCAGCUGGAUAUUUUAAGAAAAGCAAGGUCUUAUAUAAAACAAGAAAAAUUUGAUGAAGUAGUCUCCCUCUGCGAGGAGCUGAUUAAUCUCGCAUUGAGAGGAUUGUCCUAUUAUCACACUUAUGACAGAUUCUUUCUGGGCAUCAGUGUUGCUCUUGGUUUUGUGGGAUGGACGUCUUAUGCUUCUUUGUUAAUCCUCAAGUCUCAUUCUAAUCUCUCAAGGAGUGCUAGGACGGAAGUUAAGAAGCCACACCGUCUUCUGCCAUGUAUCUUUGUAGCUAUUGGUGUUUUAAUGGCAUGCUUUCUGCUGAUCCAAGCCUGUCCCUGGACUUACUAUGUGUAUUGCUUGCUGCCGGUGCCAAUAUGGUAUGCAGUUCUAAGAGAAUAUCAAGUUAUUCAGGACCUGGUUGCCUCCCUGUUGACUUUUCCUCUCAGCCACGUUGUUGCCUGCUCGCUUGUCUUUAUCCUGGGAAUUGAAGUACUGGUGUUCAGUUUCUUCUACCGCUACAUGCUGACAGCCGGACUGAUUGUGUUUGCUGGUUGGCCGUUUCUCACUCAGCUGUGGGCCCGAGCAAAGAUCACCUGCCUGAGUUGGGCUCUCUUCUCCUUGCUUCUGGCAGUGUUCCCACUGAUGCCUGUUGUGGGUAGAAAGCCAGACAUCUCUCUAGUCAUGGGUGCGGGCUUGCUGGUUCUUCUGCUGUCCCUGGCUAUUGUAACAACUCUCACAAAAAGGAAAACUACUUUGGCAAAGGAGGAGCUGUUGGUGCUUCUGUUACAGAUGCUGAGUACAAUGUUCUCUAUGUAUGUUGUAUACAGCACCCACCACAGUCUGCUAAAGAAAGAAGGCCUGCCUCUUAUGAAUCAGAUUGUGAGCUGGGCCACGUUAGCCUCCUCGUUGGUUGUGCCGUUCCUGAGUUCCACGGCUCUCUUUCAGCGACUCUCCAGCAUACUUCUUUCCCUGAUGCCAACCUACUUGCUUCUGAGUACAGGGUAUGAAGCUCUCUUUCCGUUAGUGUUGUCCUGCUUGAUGUUUGUCUGGAUACACAUGGAACAAGAGACCCUACAACAGCCUGGCGUUUCCUGCAAACAGAAGCUUGGCAGCAUCCAGUUCACCUGUAACACUGACAUAGCUCAACUUCGACUGCUCGAUCCGGAUGACAUCCGCAGGGCCUUUUUCCUUGUUUUCUUUUUAGUGACUGCAUUUUUUGGAACUGGAAAUAUAGCUUCUAUUAAUAGCUUUGACCUUGCCUCUGUGUAUUGCUUUCUGACUGUGUUUAGUCCUUUCAUGAUGGGAGCUCUCAUGAUGUGGAAGAUUUUAAUUCCCUUUGUUCUUGUGAUGUGUGCUUUUGAAGCAGUUCAGAUAACUACCCAGCUGUCAUCAAAGGGCCUUUUCCUCGUUGUUCUUGUCAUAUCAGACAUCAUGGCUUUGCAUUUUUUCUUCUUGGUCAAGGAUUCUGGCAGCUGGCUUGAUAUUGGAACCAGCAUCAGCCACUAUGUGAUUGUCAUGUCCAUGACCAUCUUUCUGGUAUUUCUUAAUGGCCUGGCACAGUUGCUCACAACAAAGAAACUCCAAUUGUAUGGCAAAUCCAAAAGGCAUCUCCUGUGAUGUUAGUAAAGCCACCAGCCAACAUCUGCAUCCUGAUUCUCCUUAAAGAAAAAUCCUACCAAGGAGUCAAGAAGAUGGAUAUUGGACCAGAGAGAUGGCUCAGUGGGUAAAAGUACUUGUUCCACAGGCUGACAUGAGUUUGAU